Messenger RNA from Aaosphaeria arxii CBS 175.79, 1393 nucleotides. RefSeq lists its product as uncharacterized. The coding region runs from base 1 to 1152 and encodes 383 amino acids. The record is from RefSeq and is a predicted model, not a curated record. Lineage: Eukaryota; Fungi; Ascomycota; Dothideomycetes; Pleosporales. The transcript is spliced from 6 exons.
AUGGAUCAGUUCACACCAGAGCAGAUUUCUCAACUCAAGGAGGAAAAUCUUGGACCCAUGUCCAUCGCAAUCGUCGUUUCUUUCACUAUACUCUCGUCCAUAUGCGUUGCUCUUCGAUUCUUCACCCGAAUAAAGUUGGUCCGCGAGCUCGGGCUGGAAGACUGGUUCAUUCUUGUUUCAAUGUGCUUAUCUAUUUGUAUGGCGGCUUGCCAAGUGAUGCAGGCAAAAUGGGGCAAUGGAAGACACAUGAUAUUUUUGGACCUGACAGCAGCAGUCAUGAUCCUGAAGUAUCUCUACUUCAGUAUCUUGACCUACACUGCCAGUCUAACGUUUACAAAACUGUCGAUUUUGCUGCAGUAUCGGCGAAUCUUUGCUGUGCAAAAGAUGCGCUUACCAAUCUAUAUCGCCAUGGGUAUCUGUGCUGCUUAUGGUAUCACGAGUGUGUUUACGGGUAUCUUCGACUGCGUCCCUGUUGAUGCGUUUUGGGAUCUUACGAAGAAGCCGACAGCAAGAUGUGUGAACGAGACAACACUCUGGUAUUCGAAUGCAGGACUCAACAUCGCAACUGAUCUGCUUGUUGCAAUUCUACCGAUCAAAGCUAUCUGGGACCUACAACUACCCAAGAAGCAAAAGAUCGCCUUGGUCUUCAUUCUGACCAUCGGUUGGUUUGUCUGCGUGGUCUCGAUCCUCCGUCUCCACGCUCUUGUGGAGCUCGCUCAAAACCCGCAAGACACAACCUGGUACAGCACCGCAACUGCAUACUGGUCAGCAAUCGAAGUGAACCUCGGUAUCGUCUGCGCAUCUACUCCUGCCCUUAAAGCCCUCGUCGUCAAAUUCGUCCCAGCCAUGCUCUCUAAGUCGUUCAGCACCGGUCGCAGCCGAAGCCGCAGUCGCAGUGGCACCGACCCAGCCAAGAACCGUAAAUCAUUCAUCGAACUUUCGGAUAAGGAGUUAGCUAGUAGUUCACAAGGAAGUGAUCACUAUGAGCCAGCGAACCCCAUCACUGCACUGCCAGCGGUCGUUGGCGGGGGCCAGAGGGAUAUGCGAUACGAGAUCAGGAGCUCACCAUACGGCGAGAACCAGGAUAGACUGAGCGAUAGUGAGAGCCAGAAGGACCUUGUGGAGCGACCUGAAGCUUUCAGAUCGAGAUAAUAGUUAGUGUAGGAAGCCAUCUCUUUCGACGUUCAAACUGUACCAAUCAAGAACUCCCCCGUACCUUCUGCGCACCAUCGAAAUAUUGCUCACAGACCCCUUGCUAUAAGAAUCUUCUUUUUGAUCGAGCUAGGUACAUGUUUGGUAGCGAACUGCAGCCUCCAAUAUCGCAUGGUUAUUGUAAACUUUGAAAAGUUUGGUGAGCACCUAGAACAUUGGCCCUUCCCAUCCCUGUCUCGUC